CACUUCGUCACUGACAGCUGGCAGAGAUGGGUGCCAAGCUGCUUGCCCUCCACCUCCUGCUCCUCGCCCUCCAGCUGAGCGCCUCAGAGCCCGAAUUGGAGAAGCCUCUGGAAGUGAGCACCUGCGGGCGGGAUUCGCACCCAUGGCAGGUCUCUCUGUUCCGGAACCUGCAGUUUCGCUGCGCCGGGGUCCUAGUGGACCGCUCCUGGGUGCUCACUGCAGCCACCUGCUUCGACAGUUGGCUGUGGGUCCGCCUGGGCGACUACAACCUGCUGCUGGCGGACGGCGGGGAGCAGCUGCGGCUGAGCCGGCGCCUGUUCCGGCACCCGGGCUUCCGGCCGAGCCCCAGCCCGACGCUGCCCCGCCGCGAGCACCACCACGACCUGAUGCUGAUCAAGCUGCGGCGGCCCGCCGACCUGGGCGCCAGGGUCCGCGCCCUGCCCCUGCCCGACGCCUGCCCCGAGCCCGGAGCGCUCUGCGACGCCGCCGGGUGGGCCACCACCCUCCGCCCGCAAGUGAAGUACGCCAAGAACCUUUCCUGCGCACCGGUCAAGGUCCUGUCCCAUGAGGAGUGCAGCCAGUCUUACCCCGGGGUCGUGACCCAAAACAUGCUGUGCGCCGGGCAGGCCGGAGGCCGUGACCCCUGCCAGGGGGACUCAGGAGGCCCGCUGGUGUGUAAUGGGACCUUGCAGGGAAUCCUGUCUUGGGGUGACUAUCCUUGCGGCUCAGGUUCACACCCGGCCGUCUACACCAAAAUCUGCAAAUAUUCCUCCUGGAUCAACAAAGUCAUCCGGAGAAACUGAACCUCCCCCAGGCAGGCCUCUAUCCAGAGACCGAAGACUCCAGAAUAAUCGUCAGGAUUCCCACUGGUUCCUCCCCUUGUCUCCUUUCAAUAAUAAUAAUAAUAAUUGUGGUAUUUGUUAA
Molecule: messenger RNA, 924 nt
Organism: Tachyglossus aculeatus (Australian echidna)
Lineage: Eukaryota; Metazoa; Chordata; Mammalia; Monotremata; Tachyglossidae
Product: kallikrein-10-like
Exons: 5
Coding region: 27-803 (258 amino acids)
Biological process (GO): proteolysis
Molecular function (GO): serine-type endopeptidase activity
Source: RefSeq, a predicted model, not a curated record